ACUAUAAGUACACUUUAUAUAAGCAUAAAUUGUAAGAACAUCGUUGGAGUCAUUGGAGUCACCGCGUGCGCGCUCAAUCGUCAGAUUAAGCAACAUUUUAACUCAGUCAGGAUAUGGAUGAGUGACCGGAAUACCGCUUCGAAUUCGAAAUUAUCGAGGAAGGAUUCGCGAAAGUUGUAGAGAGUGUUUGACAAUCUUCGGUUCCUAGCAGUUAUGAGACAUGAGAAAAUUAGAAAUUAGUUUUUUUUUAUAGCUACGCGGAAAACUUUCAAGCGAACAUUUUUACAUGAUAACAAGGUUUGUGCAACGUUGAUUCAAUGUUUCUCAAUGUUAUUGUAAUAUUGACAUCGUUGCUCUUCAACAUUUUUUCAAUAUUGAUACAACUUUACUGUUCUGUAUGAGAUGUGAUUCAAACCUGAUUAUUACUCUUCUUAUAUCUACUAUAUAGGAAGCGUAAUAAUUAGAUAUGUAUCAUAUAUAACAUUAUAUCUGAUUAUAUAUGAAAUCUAGAUCUGAUCAGAUCUUGAUAAAAUCCAUAUCUGGCUUUUUGCUGAACUUUUUUUUCAGGCUAAUAUCGUUAUUAAUAAUGUUUUUAAAAAUUUUCAAGUUAGUGUGCUUACUAUUGAGUUUGUAUGCUUCUUUUUUAAGUAAUAUACCUAUGUUAACUAUUCCUAUGUUCCCUUUUUUUCUGAUUGAUAUUACCACCCUCUCCUUCCUCUUCCGGCCAUCUCUCCCUUCUCCAUACCCUUCCACACGUCUUCCAUGCCCAAUUAUCCACUGCCCUCCCUCCAUAUUUCCAUACCUCAUUUGGAAUCUCAUCAAGCUCCAUCGCCUUUCCAUCUUUCAGCUUUUUCAUUAUCUCCUUUAUCUCUUCCUCUUCUUCUACUUUCCUUCUUCCUCUCACCACCUUUUCCUGCACUCCUCCCAUCACUCUCAUGAAAUAUUCCUUCCAGUUCUCAACUUCAAUUUCUUUAUUUACUUCUUCCUUCUUUACUCUCUCUCUCUCUCUCUCUCUCUCUCUCUCUCUCUCUCUUCAUCGAGCCGCGAUACAUUUCUCUCUUCGCCGCGAUCACUUAAGGUGAUGACAAAUUGAGAACCCCGGGUGGAACACCUGAAUACUUAAUCAACGGAUAAAAUUAACAUUAAUAAAACGACUGUCUGUGGCCGAUCCACAUCUUAUCCGAGGACAAACACGGUACAAACGCUAGAACCACGUGAUAUACGCCUCACGACGAGACCACAGUGAGAAAUACAGCAGUGUUCGUCAGUUUUUCACGUCGUUUCUCAUCGGUGCGUCGAUGGACGACACCAGGAUCAACGACGAAGUGCCGUUCACGUUGAACCGAGUAACGACCAGGAUGGAGCGGAAUUCAGAGGAGUAUCGCGGCGAACCGCUGAAGAACGAGUCGGAAAACGAGAGCAACGACGAGGACUACACGCGUUCGCCGGUAUUGCUCGACCUCGACGAAAACACUAAGCAGCAGCAGCAGAAGGCCGCACGUCGGGAAGCGAAUUCGCCGAAUACUGUACCCGCGGUGCGGGAUCGACGUUUGCAGGAUCAACUGACUCCGUCAGGUAGGUCUUCGACAAGAUAUGCGUCAAAAUAUGGAAGGGAAAAAAAUUAUCCGCGCUCGAUACGUGUCAAUUAAACACAAUCGCUGUGA
This is a messenger RNA of Odontomachus brunneus, 1664 nucleotides long. RefSeq lists its product as uncharacterized. The transcript has 2 exons. Bases 1299 to 1649 code for a protein of 116 amino acids. Lineage: Eukaryota; Metazoa; Arthropoda; Insecta; Hymenoptera; Formicidae. The record is from RefSeq and is a predicted model, not a curated record.